This is a messenger RNA of Humulus lupulus (European hop), 2042 nucleotides long. RefSeq names its product protein DYAD. NCBI's taxonomy places the organism in Eukaryota, Viridiplantae, Streptophyta, Magnoliopsida, Rosales, Cannabaceae. Bases 316 to 1704 code for a protein of 462 amino acids. The transcript has 8 exons. The record is from RefSeq and is a predicted model, not a curated record. Gene Ontology annotation, biological process: reciprocal meiotic recombination; meiotic cell cycle; meiotic sister chromatid cohesion.
AGUGGAGAGAGAGUGAGUGAGUGAGUGAAGUGAGGAGUGAAGAGAGAGAGAGAGUGUGUGAGACUGUGUGACAUGCGAAGUUGGCGGUUUAGGGUUUAGGACCUUUUCCUUUUCUCUGCUCUGUAAAUUCUCAUAAUCCAAACUCACAACGUCUUCAUCGUCAUUAAUGGUGCUUCGUUUCUCUGGCUUCCCUCUUUCUUGUUAAGUUGGUUGGUACGGUGUCAAACUCAACCUCAUACUUAUUCACUGCUGAAAUGCUCUGCAACUUCUGGGGUUGUGUCUGAGAACGGCUGCUUGAGAUUUUGACCUGUCCCCAUGGCGCAGUGGGGUGUUCGCCGUCAUGUGGUCUUCAAAAACCCAAAUGAAAUUGAAGACAAGAAGCCUUGUUUGCUCUCAUCAACCGCUACUGAUCAGGAAGAGAAAGGGGUUGUUGUCAAGACUGAAACCCUUCAAUUACCACAGCCAGGACUUACCAAGAGGAAACGCCUUAACCGAACUCAACUCAAAGAGGUCAAGGCUGCAGCAUUACAUGUCAAGCAGAGGCAAGGUAGCUCCAAGCACAAGUCCAAAAAGCGUGAUUGUCACAUAGACAGGUGGUCUGCUGAGAGGUAUAAGCAGGCAGAAAAAAACAUGUUGGACAUUUUGAAGGCUGAAGGAGCAACGUUUCAGAACCCAAUAUCCAGACCAGCACUGAGAACUGCAGCCCGAAAAUGCAUAGGUGACACGGGUCUGCUUGAUCAUUUACUGAAGCACCUCGAUGGCAGAGUGGCCCCGGGUGGGACUGAGCGGUUUCGACGGUGGUUUAACACCACUGGUGUGAUGGAGUACUGGUUGGAGGAUGCUGAACUUGUUAACGUACGACAGCAGGCUGGGGUGCAGGAUCCGUAUUGGAUUCCACGGUCGGGGAUGAGCAUGAGGCCAGUGGGUGAUGAUUCUGUUACUGCUCAAGAACUGAAACUGCUUAGGACUGAGUUGAACAAAAUGAAGAGUGAUAUGGAAGACUUAGCGUGCAAGAAGAAAGAGCAAUACGAUGGCAAUCAAAUUGGGGAAAUGCUUAAGGAAAUGGUGAAAUGGAAAGCUGAGACUGAUCAAAACCUGAAAGUGAUUUUAACUUCUUGGAAGAGCAUGCAGGGCAUGUAUGAGGAUUUAAUAACUUGGAAAGCCAAACUCGAGCAGCAGCUGGUAGAGAUUAGAAGUUUCGUAAGUAGUAUGCAGGAAUCUCAGCAACAAAAUCCUGCUUCCAGCCCUCAAGCUCACGAACAGUGGGAAGAUUGGUUAGAGAGUACCAAGCUCGACGAUGGUCAGGGAAACGAACUUAUACCUUGGUUCGAUAGUACUACUACCAGCCUUCUUAAUGUUGAGCAGGAGAUUGUGAUGCAAGAUCUCUACUCAUUGUUGCCUCUUCCUUCCAAGACCGGCGAUUGCCUAUCUCAGGGCGCUGCUUCUUCAAGAGAAAUGGAACAACUGAAGGACAAAAUGAUCAAGAAGGAUGGCCAGGAGUUUCCGAAGAAUCAGAAAGAAGAUCAUGCUAACGUGACACCAGAUUCGUCCAUUACUGCUAAUUCCAUGUCAGAUUUCCACAAUUCAUCGUUUCUGUGUCAGGAAAUGUUUCUAGAGUUGUUUAAUUGGAAGGCUAAAAUGGAAGAGAAGGUGAAUGAAAUAGCUAGUUGUGUCAAUAUGAUUAGGCAGCCAUCAAAUUAUUAGAUUGGUUGGACUUGGGUAGUUCAUGUGUUGAGGAGGGUAUAGAGGUAUGAAUUGUUUUGUUCCUAGUUGUUACUUAGUAGAGAGUAGGAUUUUAAUUUUUAGAUGAUAGCAUUGUUAGAUAUGCAUGAACUACAACCAACUAACGAGUAGGACUGACUUAUUAUAGCCAAGCUUAUGGGAUGAUGAUGAUGAGGAUGUGAUACACUAUUUACUAUCACUAUUACCAGUAGUAGUUACUACUAAAUACUAUGCUUGUGAACUUUAUCAACAACCCAAAAGACCUCUUAAUAUCAUUAUUUGGAAAAAAGAAGAAGAAGUUGUUGAUAUACAUGUUAUUA